Molecule: messenger RNA, 2152 nt
Organism: Talaromyces proteolyticus
Lineage: Eukaryota; Fungi; Ascomycota; Eurotiomycetes; Eurotiales; Trichocomaceae
Exons: 4
Coding region: 47-1921 (624 amino acids)
Biological process (GO): regulation of DNA-templated transcription
Cellular component (GO): nucleus
Molecular function (GO): DNA-binding transcription factor activity, RNA polymerase II-specific; zinc ion binding; transcription cis-regulatory region binding
Source: RefSeq, a predicted model, not a curated record
GGACUUUCUAGUAUUAUCUGUGCUAGUCAUCCCACCGACUGAUACUAUGGAGAAACCCAGACCCGGCCCUGGCCACACCAGCUCAUAUGGCCAAGCUUGCAUGCAAUGUUACAAGGCAAAGUGCCGAUGUGUGCCACAUUCAAGUGGUGACGGUUGUGAAAGAUGCCUUCGUCUCAAGAAAGAUUGCCAGCCAUCUGGCACGACUCGCAAACGUAAUGGUCAGAAAAAUGAAGAGUCCGAUGUACGAAUCGCCCACCUGGAGGGCAAGAUAGAAACACUCUUAUCUGCAGUGCAGUCUAUGGUCAACUCUUCCGCACCGUCGGCUGAAUUCCGUCGGCUACUUGACAGUGGGAGCAUUCCAUCAUCCACGUCUGGCUCCAAGGACACCCCAGCAAAUUCCAUCAGCACCAGUGGAGGGCCGACGCCCGCAACGGACCUGUCUCCGAUGGGACCAAACCCGUUCUCUCAAUCCCCUUCUAACCCGUCUGCAGUUCAACCAGAUGAGUGUCUCGGUUUCUUUCGAUCCCGAAUGCUGCCCUGCUUUCCUUUUAUCAACCUUACCCCAGACAUAACAGCCCGGCAACUAUACCAAGACCGCCCCUUCCUAUUCCAGGCCAUCCUCACCGUUACCACGUUUUCGACACAGAGAAAGCUAGCUUUGGUCGAAGAGCUGAAGCGGAUCCUAUUCACAUCUGCACUUCUCAAUCUCCAAUCCAAUAUCGACCUACUGCUUGGCCUACUAACCUAUUUAGCAUGGAGUACCGAUGCCUUUCUUGGGCGAGCGGACCUAGUAUCUCGCCUCAUGAUGCUCGCUAUUUCACUAGUAUACGAUCUGCGGCUGUUUAAGCCAUCCCCACCAGACGUAAAAUUGGUUAUGACAAUUACACAAGGACGGACUUACGAGAAUGACGAAAACACCAUCGAAACUGUCCAACUUUUCAUGGAGAAGCAACGAGCACUUCUGGCAUGUUUCGUUUUGAGUUCCAAUAUUUCGUCUCACCUUGGGCGCGUAGAUGCUCUAAGAUGGACGCCUCAGAUGGAAGAAGCCCUUCGUCUAAUCGAAAUGAACAAGUCAUGUCCAACAGACGAGGCUUUCGCAUUCCAAGUACGCCUGCAGUUACUCAAACAAAGAGCGGCUUACGUCCGAGAGCAGAAUGAGACAGAUCGGGCUCAUUCACCCACAGCUUCCGUAACUUUCUCGGUUCCAGGCUUGUUAUAUCUUAAGACAUUACUAGGGCAGCUGCAUGAACUGAGAUCUUCGAUUCCUCCGGAUCUCCCUCAAAGAGGCAUCCUCAUUACAUACGGGCACUACGUCGAACUAUACAUAAACCAGCUAGGUUCCUGUUUGACAUGGGACUCGGUGGUCCUCAAUCCGUCAGGGCAGAGGACUGACGUGGGAGUUUUACCUGGAUUUGAACGCCUUGAGAGUUUAUGGCGGUCUGUCGAGAGCAUCAAGUCGUUGAUGGACAAUUUCUACAACAUCCCCCCCUCAGAACUUGUCGGUCUUCCAUUUCACUUUUGGUCACAAAUGAUACUAUGUAUCACGGUUUUAAAAUACCUGUCCGUUCUUGAAGAUCCAGCUUGGGAUCGCCGAGCAGUGCAGAACACUGUCGACAUAAUGUCCACAAUGGAGUACAUGAUCCAGAAACUCGAGCUAACCAGCCAAGAACUGGGUCUUCAGUGCGACGACAAUCUCUUCAGACUUUUAUCAAAACUUUUCAGCAAAUGUCAGGUAUGGGCUGCUGAGCGGUGGAACUUGGCUUCUCAGCUACAAGAUAUAGGCCAGAAUGCCGAUCCUUGCGCGUCUACUCUCAAUAGCUCCAUACCAGACCUAGACCAGAUGAUUUGGAUGCAGUCGAUGGACUUGGAAAGUGAUCAGUGGUUUGAUGAUAUGAUGGGCUGGCCUACAACUUCUGUCUAGCCGUGUCAGGCCAAGAACAAACAAAUAUAUCACCAAUCGAGAUCACUUUGGACAUCCAACUAUCGCGGUAUAUGAAGUUAACAUGAAGCCUGUCAUUGUACAACACAACACCUAUAAUAGCCUAGUUCUUGCCCUGCUGGUCAAGGCACGCUUUUUCAAAAGAGGCAACAGUUUUUUUAACUAUAAGAUGUAGUUGUGUGGUGCUCAAUAAGAGUUUUGGCGUUAUCUGGG